This is a messenger RNA of Rotaria sp. Silwood1, 831 nucleotides long. Lineage: Eukaryota; Metazoa; Rotifera; Eurotatoria; Philodinida; Philodinidae. The record is from the annotation of a GenBank genome assembly.
AUGGGUGAUCAUAAAAAAAAUGAACAUGAAUUAAAUUUUUCAUUUAUGGUACAAAAUGAAACAAUGGAUAUAAAAAGAAUAAAUAUGCCUGUUAUUUCACAACCAUCAACACGGCCAAAUACUUUACCAUUAGAUGGACAAUGUGGCAACAAUACAGCAUUAUUUACAUCUGGUAACUAUAAUAAUCUUUUAUUAUCAACACCGGAUUUGAUUAAUGCUCUUGUCACGCCAACAGCUAAUGACAUACAAUCUUCAAUAGGUGCUAAUAUACUUGAUGAAAUACUUCCUACUCAUAUCGAUAAUAGUAAUCGUUCAAUUUUACAACCAAUGAAUCUAUUUGAUCAUGCUGCAUAUAAUAUAGUAUCUAAUACUGAUAAUCGACAAUAUGAAAAUAUUUCAACAUAUCCUAGUAAUCGAUCCAAUUCUCAAACAUCUUCAUAUAAUCCAUCGGUAUCAUCAGUAACGAUGGAUAAUGAAUCAUCAAAUUCAACAGAACCAUCAAGUCCAUCGUCUAUGCAUCAAAAAUUUAAACGAGUUAAAGAUGAAUUACAACAUGUUCCAUCAAUACGAACAAAAUCUCACGAUGAACCAAAUGAUGUAGUAAGAAAAGAAAAAAAACGUGAAAGAAAUCGACAAGCAGCACAAAAAUGUCGUACAAGAAAAUUAACACGUAUUGCCGAAUUACAAAAACGUGUUAAUGAAUUACAAGGCAAAAAUAAAGAUCUAUCCAAUGUAGCUGAAUGUUUGAAAUCUGAUAUAACAAACUUAGAAAAAAAAUUAUGUGAUCAUCAUGCCCAAGGAUGUGUAUUAAUGAAUGGAUCAAUAUUAUAA